GGGGGAGUCGCCAUCUUGAAGGUGGCGUUUGGGGAUAAAAUUCCGCUACAGUCCGUGAGGGGGUGUUGGAGAGCCGCCGGUGGGGGCAGCGAUAGCAGCCGCACUGGUGACCGGUCCCGAGGCCCCGCACAGCGGCGGGUGCGCGCGGAGGGGGCGUGCUCCGUUCUCGUGGCUGCUAUUAGACUUGCCGCCAUGACGGGCCCUAGUGCUACCGGCGUUUGGGAGCAACCCUACCCUUUCUGACAGUCAUACUUGGCUUCCUGUUUUCCUCCCUUUUGUGCUGCAUCGCUUUCGUUCCUCCUGUCGGUUGGUAGUCUAUAAAACAUGUUUUACUUAAGCAGAUUCAUUUGUGGCUUCUAGAAGCCCACAGUGAGGUUUUCUACCGUUGUCUCCCCGAGAAUCUCAAUAAUAAAAAUUGAAUUUGAUAGGAAAAAGUUCUCACCACUCUUUUAUACAGUCGGUGUGAAAAGCUGCAUUUUGCAAACCUAAAAUCGGAGAAAUAAGUUAGAAGACUACUUACUUAUUUGGAAAAACUUUGAGAUUUGUGUUUAAAUGGUUAUUGAUCACUUUAUAAUAGUUAUUGAGUAGAAAAUGAGUUUCUGUGGAAUCACAACAAAAUUUGAUGUGCUGUGUACGGUUUACAUACCUGGAGCUAUUUCGGUAUUCUGCUGGAGUUUUAACGUGCAGUUCCAUACCUUACGGUACUUUAGAUUGCUUACGGUUGGACUUUGAUGGUGAGCUCAGUGCAAUCGAUGCAAGGUGUAGGAAAGAUUGUGAAAGUUCUUAAAAGGCAUGUGUUGGUUGCAGUAACUUCGCCUGGUAGAUUACUUUAGGACGCAUAAGUCUCUAUUUCCAGCAUCAAGAAAGUGUUCCUGAAAUCGGUGGCAUUUUGGAAACGUUACUUACUGAAAGAAUGGUGGGACUUUGUUAGGUGGAGGUGUGAGUGAGCGAAGGGCAUUCUUAAGGCGACAUUAAAUUUACAGUUUCCUAGAGUGCAUAGGAUAGGUAGGAAAGUCCUGAAAAUUCUGCCUGAAAACGGUAAAUAACGACAUCUGGAGACUGAUUUCUAGCAGAGUGAUCAAACACCUCAGUUGUACUUCAUUUAUUUAGCAGUUUUGGAUCCAGUCAUUGGAAAAGUUUCAAAGUUGAGAAAUAAUGACAGCAAGUAGUAAGUAAAUCACUCUUUUCAUUACUACAAAAAUUAUAAAGUGUUCCUACUUUUCACGUGAUUCAUCUCUCCUUGACAGCCGUUCUUUUCUGUCUUGAAUUCUCAUUCCAAUAAUCUAUUGCUCAGAAGUGUUACACUUUCUGUACUUAGUAUUAAUAACAGUAUUUUACCAAGGCAUUUUGAAGAGUAGAUUAGAAGACUUAAUUCCUAAAAUUUCAAAAGGCCUCAUGCAAACUCCCCUACUUCCCUAAAGUAAGUCCUUCCAGAAAAUGUAUUUUUUUUUACUCUCCACUAAGCCAAAAGUCAUAUUUUGAUUUAUAUAUAUAAAUGACCUAGAUUAGAAAGUUUAAGGAAAUACAUGGAGCACUUGUUUCCUGAAUUUUGUAAUACACAAAGCAACCUUCCUACUUGCCUAGCAACUGUUCAAGCACUAGUGAGAGGAAUUCUCAUGUUUGUCAUGAAGGUCCACACUUAGGAAAGUUUGAGGAACUGGUUACAGGAGACAGACUAGAAACAAGUUUUUAAGCAGUCUAGUUGUAGAGGUGUUAAGGAAAAACAUAAACUGUAGAAGUAGUUGCUUUAUAUCUUGACAGCUGGGAAAGACAUAGAAGAGCUCUAAAGAAGAUAGAAUUAUUUGCUGCACAGUAUAUGCAGCAGCAGCAGCAGAUGUUCCAGUGCAGCAACAAUGGAUGUUCGAGAUUAAGAUUAAUUUAGAGUCGAAUGUAUAAUUAAGAAGACAGCUGGUACCAAUUCACCUGUGGCCUGGAGAAUCUAAAUAUACUGUGAGAAUUAUUUCUACAGUCAGAAGGAGCUGUGACUAAUGAGAAUCAAAGGCCAUGGAUGAAGAUGAACUUGAAUUGCAGCCACAAGAGCCAAACUCCUUUUUUGAUGGAAUAGUUUUUCAGAACACUUCCCAUAUAUUCCCAUUUGAUCAUCACCAACAGUCCUGUGAGGAACUGAUGCUACGCACAUGGAUGGUGAUCAGAUUGUUGUGGAAGUUCAAGAAACUGUUUUUGUUUCAGAUGUUGUGGAUUCAGAUAUAACUGUACAUAACUUUGUUCCUGAUGACCCAGAUUCAGUUGUAAUCCAAGAUGUUAUAGAGGAUGUUGUGAUUGAGGAUGUUCACUGCUCAGAUAUCUUAGAAGAAGCAGAUAUAUCUGAAAAUGUCAUUAUUCCUGAGCAAGUGCUUGACUCAGAUGUAACUGAAGAAGUUUCUUUAGCACACUGCACGGUCCCAGAUGAUGUUUUAGCUUCCGACAUUACUUCAGCCUCAAUGUCUGUGCCAGAACAUGUAUUAACAAGUGAUUCUAUACAUGUGUCUGAUAUUGGACAUGUUGAACACAUGGUUCAUGAUAGUGUAGUAGAAGCAGAAAUCAUUACUGACCCUCUGACAGCAGACGUCGUUUCAGAAGAAGUAUUGGUAGCAGAUUGUGCCUCUGAAGCAGUCAUAGAUGCCAAUGGGAUCCCUGUGGACCAACAAGAUGAUGACAAAAGCAACUGUGAGGACUACCUUAUGAUUUCCUUGGAUGAUGCUGGCAAAAUAGAACACGGUGGCUCCUCUGGAAUGACCAUGAACACAGAGUCAGAAAUAGAUCCUUGUAAGGUGGAUGGCACUUGUCCUGAAGUAAUCAAGGUGUAUAUUUUUAAAGCUGACCCUGGAGAGGAUGACUUAGGUGGCACUGUAGACAUUGUGGAGAGUGAGCCUGAGAAUGACCAUGGAGUUGAACUACUUGACCAGAAUAGCAGUAUUCGAGUACCAAGAGAAAAGAUGGUUUAUAUGACUGUCAACGACUCUCAGCAAGAAGAUGACGAUUUAAAUGUUGCUGAAAUUGCUGAUGAAGUUUAUAUGGAAGUUAUAGUAGGAGAGGAGGAUGCUGCAGUGGCAGCAGCUGCAGCAGCUGCUGUGCAUGAACAACAAAUGGACGACAAUGAAAUCAAAACCUUCAUGCCAAUAGCGUGGGCAGCGGCUUAUGGUAAUAAUUCUGACGGCAUUGAAAACCGGAAUGGCACUGCAAGUGCCCUCUUGCACAUAGAUGAGUCUGCUGGUCUCAGCAGACUGGCUAAACAAAAACCAAAGAAAAGGAGAAGACCUGAUUCCAGGCAGUACCAAACAGCAAUAAUUAUUGGCCCUGAUGGACAUCCCUUGACUGUCUAUCCUUGCAUGAUUUGUGGGAAAAAAUUUAAGUCAAGAGGUUUUUUGAAAAGGCACAUGAAAAACCAUCCUGAACACCUUACCAAGAAGAAGUACCGCUGCACUGACUGUGAGUACACUACCAACAAGAAGAUAAGUUUACAUAACCACCUGGAGAGCCACAAGCUGACCAGCAAGGCAGAGAAGGCCAUCGAAUGUGAUGAGUGUGGGAAGCAUUUCUCUCAUGCUGGGGCUUUGUUUACUCACAAAAUGGUGCAUAAGGAGAAAGGAGCCAACAAAAUGCACAAGUGUAAAUUUUGUGAAUACGAGACAGCUGAACAAGGGUUGUUGAAUCGCCACCUUUUGGCGGUCCACAGCAAGAACUUUCCUCAUAUUUGUGUGGAGUGCGGGAAGGGUUUCCGUCACCCGUCAGAGCUCAAAAAGCACAUGCGCAUCCAUACCGGGGAGAAGCCGUACCAGUGCCAGUACUGCGAGUAUCGGUCCGCAGACUCUUCUAACUUGAAAACACAUGUAAAAACGAAGCAUAGUAAAGAGAUGCCGUUCAAGUGUGACAUCUGCCUUCUGACUUUCUCAGAUACCAAAGAGGUGCAGCAACAUGCUCUUAUCCACCAAGAAAGCAAAACACACCAGUGUUUGCACUGCGACCACAAGAGCUCGAACUCAAGCGAUUUGAAACGACAUAUAAUUUCGGUUCACACGAAGGACUACCCCCAUAAGUGUGACAUGUGUGAUAAAGGCUUUCACAGGCCUUCCGAACUCAAGAAACACGUGGCUGCCCACAAGGGUAAAAAAAUGCACCAGUGUAGACAUUGUGACUUUAAGAUCGCAGAUCCGUUUGUCCUAAGUCGCCAUAUUCUCUCGGUUCACACGAAAGAUCUUCCGUUCAGGUGUAAGAGAUGUCGAAAGGGAUUUCGGCAACAGAAUGAGCUUAAAAAGCAUAUGAAGACGCACAGUGGCAGGAAAGUGUACCAGUGUGAGUACUGUGAGUAUAGCACUACAGACGCCUCGGGCUUUAAACGGCACGUCAUCUCCAUCCACACGAAAGACUAUCCUCACCGGUGCGAGUACUGCAAGAAAGGCUUCCGCAGACCUUCUGAAAAGAACCAGCACAUAAUGCGACAUCAUAAAGAAGUGGGCCUGCCCUAACGGUCCCGCUACAGACAUUUGUGGAGAUGUUGGCCUUGAAGCAGGAAUUUCAUUUUAAAGCCAGCCUCAUUCACAUGCAAUACUGUAUAUCGAUUUAUGCUGUGUACAAAUAGAAUUACUGCUUCUAGUCAACUUUUCUUUACAUCUUACUUAAUAGAGUAUUCUGGAUCCUAUUCAGUUUGUUCAGUGGCAAAAAGUAGCAACAGUGAAAUUGCUUUUAAAAAGGAAUCCCUGAUUCUGUACUGAAUUUUUCAGUCUUAGAAGUUUUACUAUUUAUUUAAGUAUCCACUUUAUAUACAUUGAUGGUACUUCUAAGACCACUUAAAGAUAAAAAAGAAACAACAUAGGAUUGGUAAUUCUAAAAGUAUUUACUUUGACUCAUUUUUCCUUCAUAAAUCUUUCAUAUUAAAUGGGAACAUCUGCUAAUGGUAAACAGAUUUUACUGUUGGGUCUAAUCAUUAUAUGAAAGUAAUUUUCUUAUCUUGCUUAAUUUUUCAGACUGUGUGACAAUGACACUUUUCCAUUUGAGUCUCUAGUAUUGCUAAAUGCAGAACAUUGCUAGGUUUCUUUUGAAUUUUCAUUUUGUUCAACAGACAAAAUAAGCUUUAUUGUGACUUUCUGUGUAGUACAUCUUUUGUCAGCAUAGCACACUUUCAGAAAGUUACUGAAAGGUUUUGCUUAUUCCUGUUUGUUGUUUUUCUGUCCGUGUAGUUUUGUUUUGGAAUACUUGUAUUCUACAGAUGAGACUUAACUGUGAAUUGAGUUUUGGAAUAUUAGAGUUAAAUGGUGGCUCCUAGACUGUUUUGCAACUGGAUCUGUAAGUCUACUCCAGGUUUUAUAUGUGCCUGUGUGUUACUUGUUUCACAUAUUUAAACACACAAUCCCAAAUUUAAGUCUGUAAUGAAAAGUAUUAACUGUACAACAAAAUGAAAGAUCCAGAGAUAUAUGAAAGAACAUUUUGCAAACAGUAUUUGUAAAGAUUAAAUUAAACUUGAGGGGAAAGUUGGAAUAUAAGGAUAGUGUAUUUUUGAAAAGUGAAGGUAUUUUCUUUAAACAUCUUUAGGAGUUGGAAAAGACAAGGUAUUUCUAGAUAGAAUAUUUUUAUAUAAUUUUAGCUUCAUACCUUAAAUUUUUUGAAAAAAGCUAAUGAAUAUCUAACCAUAAAUCUCUCAGUAGUCACUGCGAAGCAUGAAAAAGAAAUGUCUUCUCACAAAGUAAAGAUUAGGAUUAAAAAGACAAAUGGCUGCAGAGGAUGGGUGCUAAUUAAAAUUGGCAAGUUCAGCCCGUUUUUAAUUUCUUAGCAGAUUUGAGGAAGAUUAAACAUUUAAGUUAGCUUUGAUUAGAAGAUAUGUUUAAAGUACGUUAUGAAAACGUGAGACUUCAUUUGGAAUAUUACCAAGUCUUUCAGUUGUUUUUUUUUUCUUUUUCCAGAGUUGGCAUAUUUUAAGCAGUGAGUGAGUUAUAAAUAGAUAUAAAAUGAAUUUAAACAGUUAAUUAGAAUUUGGUUCGUGUUAUAUGAAUUUUCAAAAAUAUAGGAAAUACUUUUUGUUUACUUAAAUUGGGUAUUGCCACAUAUAUACUGGCACAUUAUUCAAGAAUAGAAAUUUCUCUUCCCACUUGAUAGCUAGCUCCCUUGCAAAUUCAUUGCGGUGCUGCCUUCUACUCUUACUAUCUUCUGCCUUUUCUCUGUGCCACUAAUAUUCAUAUUCAGAAGUUGUAUUUAUAGGGUUAGGAAUCUAAAUAUUGGGAGUUUUGAAGUUUGGAUUAAUUUAAUCUUUUUAAAUCAAGUGCUUUAGGCACAUAAGAAUGCCAGCCAAGCAACAGGAUGGAUUUGGAACCUCUUAAGCCUUUUUUACUCCCAUAUAUGUUUUACCCAUUUUUAGUAUCCAUUGUCCUGUUCUUAAAACUCUUUUUUGUGUGUGAUAAUUUUUUCAGUUUUUCUUCCAUUUGGUUUUUCCUUGGAGUAAUACAAAAGGAAAUGUUUAAAUAAAAGUUUACAUUUAAGAAUUUUAAAACAUUCUUUAAAAUUAAUCCAGAUAAAUAGCUAUUUAAUUAUAUUUAAAAAGAAACUGAAAGAUAAAGAACACAACACUUACAUACUUUGUAUUUCUCUCAUAGUCUGGAGUCUUACAUAAUUGUUUUGUUUUUUAAGCACAAUAUUGAAACCUUUAAAAGGUAAUUACUAGGAUUUGGUCAAGUGAAUAUGAUAAAACAUUUGUUUUUAUAAAGAAAAUAUGAAAUUGUACUUACUGCUAUGUACUGAUAUUAGUUGCAGGCUGUUUGGGUUCUUUAAAAAAAUUUGAUUAGCAAAGCUAAUAAGUUUGGAUGUUUCAGUUUAAUAUUUUAAAGAGGUACAGAUUUUUACAAGAACUUAAGUUAUUGUUUUGUUGAAAUAGCCUAUUAAAUAUUAUAUAUCUCUUCCUCUGUACACAUUGUAAAAUACUUAAAAUACUUGAUAAGAAAUUCAUAUAGGAAGGUGUGACACUAUUGUAAAUGUGUACUUGAGAAUAACAUGCAAAAAUAAAAAUCAAUAUUUUCUUGUUAA
Molecule: messenger RNA, 7011 nt
Organism: Mustela erminea (ermine)
Lineage: Eukaryota; Metazoa; Chordata; Mammalia; Carnivora; Mustelidae
Product: zinc finger X-chromosomal protein-like
Exons: 10
Coding region: 2139-4466 (775 amino acids)
Biological process (GO): regulation of transcription by RNA polymerase II
Cellular component (GO): nucleus
Molecular function (GO): metal ion binding; DNA-binding transcription factor activity, RNA polymerase II-specific; RNA polymerase II transcription regulatory region sequence-specific DNA binding
Source: RefSeq, a predicted model, not a curated record